Molecule: messenger RNA, 3211 nt
Organism: Callithrix jacchus (white-tufted-ear marmoset)
Lineage: Eukaryota; Metazoa; Chordata; Mammalia; Primates; Cebidae
Gene: OR2T27
Product: olfactory receptor, family 2, subfamily T, member 27
Biological process (GO): G protein-coupled receptor signaling pathway
Cellular component (GO): membrane
Molecular function (GO): olfactory receptor activity; G protein-coupled receptor activity
Source: RefSeq, a predicted model, not a curated record
AUGGAGUGGGGCAAUUAUUCCACGCGUGGCGACUUUGUCCUCUUGGGUUUGUUCAGCAACACCCGUUUCCCCUGGCUUCUCUUUGCCCUCAUUCUCCUGGUCUUUGUGACCUCCAUAGCCAGCAACAUGGUCAUGAUCGUUCUUAUCCACACGGACUCCCGCCUCCACACCCCCAUGUACUUCCUGCUCAGCCAGCUCUCCCUCAUGGACAUCCUGUACAUUUCCACCAUUGUGCCCAAAAUGCUGGUUGACCAGGUGAUGAGCCAGCGAGCCAUUUCCUUUGCGGGAUGCACUGCUCAACACUUCCUCUACUUGACCUUAGCAGGGGCUGAGUUCUUCCUCCUAGGAUUCAUGUCCUAUGAUCGCUACGUAGCCAUCUGCAACCCUCUGCGCUAUCCUGUCCUCAUGAGCCGCAAGAUCUGCUGGCUGAUUGUGGUGGCAGCCUGGCUGGGAGGGUCUAUUGAUGGCUUCUUGCUCACCCCAGUCACCAUGCAGUUCCCUUUCUGUGCUUCUCGGGAAAUCAACCAUUUCUUCUGCGAGGUCCCUGCCCUUCUGAAGCUCUCUUGCACGGAUACAUCAGCCUACGAGACAGCCAUGUAUGUCUGCUGCAUCAUGAUGCUCCUCAUCCCUUUCUCUGUCAUCUCAGCCUCUUACACAAAAAUUCUCAUUACUGUUUAUAGGAUGAGUGAGGCAGAGGGGAGGCGAAAGGCUGUGGCCACCUGCUCCUCACACAUGGUAGUUGUCAGCCUCUUCUAUGGAGCUGCCAUGUACACAUACGUGCUGCCUCACUCUUACCACACCCCUGAGCAGGACAAAGCUGUAUCUGCCUUCUACACUAUUGUCACUCCAAUGCUCAACCCACUCAUUUACAGUUUCAGGAACAAGGAUGUCACAGAUGUCCUACAGAAGGUUGUGGGCAGAUGUGUGUCCUCAGGAAAAGUGACCACUUUCUAAAGAAAUUGCAUAUGCUGCUAGAGGUUUGAAGUGAGAGAUACAAAACUUUACCAUUGCCUUUGAAUUUAAAUAUUCUCUGUCUGGAAACAAGUCACCCCAGCAACUGUGGGGCAUUUAUGGGAUUUGGAAAGCUGACUGAGAUUUUGAAGAUUUCAUCAUUUUUGAAAGGUAUGACAGUUCUGAACAAUGGACAGUUUGGAAUGGGAUGGGGAGUUGUGGGUUUAGUAGUCACCCAUCAGCUUGUGACCAAGUGUGCAUUCCACUAAAAAUCAUGGAGUAGUCUUUUUCUGGCUAUGUUCAGUCAUGAAAGAAGAAAUGGUCAUCUUCAGCUACUUCCAUGACUUCUGACUUUUCCCCUUUAGACACUCUGUCCGUUGACCAUUAUAGCCAAUCAACUCAUCAAAUAUCAUUUCGAUUAUAUUUCAAAUAUAGUGGUCGCCAUCUUAUCCUCACAGGCUGUGUUCUAAGACUCCCUGUGGAAACCUGAAACCAUAGUUUAGAACCUGAUUGCUGUCAGUCACAACAUGUAUUUGCUCAUCUUCUACCAUAAAUGUAAUGCCUUUUACUUUUUACCUAAGCACUUACCACACACUGUGGCUCUAAGUUUUGCAGUUUAAGGUGUGACCGCAAAAUCACCACAAAUGUUUUCUUCUCCUUCUACACAAUUUCAAAGACAGAAGAUUCAUUCUUACUGUAGAUCUUAGCAACCUCAGCAUAUCACUUUUUUUCUUGCCAGAAUCUUCAGUUAAGAACUUAUUGGAAUGUGCCUCUGAUAUGUUUGGCUGUGUCUGCCCCGACAUAUCAUCUUGAAUUGUAGCUCCCAUAAUCCUCAUGUGUAGUGGGAGAGGCCUGGUGGGAGGUAAUUGAAUCAUGGGCGUGCUUUUUUCCCAUGCUGUUCUCGUGAUAGUGAAUAAGUCUCACGAGAUCUGACGGUUUUGUGAAGGGCAGUUCCCCUAUACAUGCCUCUUUCCUCCUGCCAUGUAAGAUGUGCGUUUGCCCUCCACCAUGGUUGUGAGGCCUCCCCAGCCAUGUUGAACUGUGAACCCAUUUAACCUCUUUUUCUUUAUAAAUUACCCAGUCUUAAGCAUUUCAUUAUAGCAGUAUGAAAAUGGGCUAAUACAGUCUCUGUUUUUCAGAGACAGGAGCAGAGGGCUAAAAUCUUUAGAAAUAUAGAUUGAACAUUUAAAAAUUUAAUUUAGGUCUUAUUAGAAUAACUAGCAGGGUUUUGCCAAAUACAGAUUCACCCUAAAUGUCAAAUGGCACUUUGGAAUGGAGUAACAGAAUGGGCAGACAGAAAUAUUUGAAAUUAAACAAACACUGAGAAUCUAAGCUCCAAACUGUGGAAAUUACUGUUAGCUUGUAGCAACCAUGUCUAUACUACUGAUAUAAAAGGAUUACUUCUAGAAAAGAGUUAAAGGGCAGGAAGGAAGAGAAGAGAAAAAAGAAAAAGGUGAAUAAGAAACAUGAAAAGGAAGAUUGAGACACCAGAAAAUAUCUCUUAUAUAAAUAAUUUAGACUCUUUUCAUCUUACAAGAACACUAAAUCCAACAUUAGACAAAAUAUUGUGACAUAUGAAUUAGAAAAUAAUACCAAUCAGUACAUUGUUCACAGGCCUGUUAUUUUCCUCAGGAAAACUGUUGAUAAUAAUACUAGAAGCCCAAUCUCAUUGAUAUAGCAGCACUUCUGAAAUAUUUUCAUGACGUAGCCAUCAAAAUAAAUGAUAGUUAUCCAGCACAUUGAGGAAAACUGUGUGGCUGUUAACAGCAAAAUCAACUCCCUUGUGGCUGUAGCCAAAUCAGGCAUUAAGAGACCAGUCCCGGGCUGAAAGGAUCAAUAUUGACUGUAACCCAUUUAUGGCUCUGUAGGAUGUCACGGCACUCUGGAGGGAUGAGUCUAUUCAAUCAAUCCAAUAGCUAUUUAGAGAACUUUUUAAUUUAUGGGUGACAAAUAAAAUAUUCUUUACGAAGAAUUAGUUAUUGAAUAACAUUCUAAAGGCUGAAAAGGUGUAGGGUUUUCUGUCUGUCUGUUUACCUGUAACAUAUGGGCAUAAGGUAUAAGACGUGUCUAAUGAAUUUGUGAAGACUAGAAAUCAUAUAAGUAAUGUUCCCAUUAACUGACUUAAUGCAUGCAAAGCACUCAAUGAUGAUUUGUUAUUAUCAUUACUAUUGAUGAUUAUUAUUACCAGAGUUGUUCUGCUUCCCAAACAAGACCACCUCCUUCUUUCUUUUUUCCAUUAGAGAAAUAAAAUAAACGUGUU